Molecule: messenger RNA, 8953 nt
Organism: Planococcus citri (citrus mealybug)
Lineage: Eukaryota; Metazoa; Arthropoda; Insecta; Hemiptera; Pseudococcidae
Product: low-density lipoprotein receptor-related protein 6-like
Exons: 2
Coding region: 29-4483 (1484 amino acids)
Biological process (GO): canonical Wnt signaling pathway
Molecular function (GO): Wnt receptor activity; Wnt-protein binding
Source: RefSeq, a predicted model, not a curated record
CCAGGCAUAAGAUCGAAAUCACACGACGAUGAAUAUCGUAUUAUGGAUUAUUAUUCAAGUGUCAAUAUUGAGCACUCCUUCGGCAUUGGCUCAGCAAUCCUUAUUAUUCAGUACUACUCGCGAUAUUCGUAUUUUGAAAAAUCCAGCCCAGCCCAACGAACACGAAGUCAUCGUACAUGUGCCUAAUUCGCAAUCAGUUGUACUCGGUACAGACUACUGCUUUAAUGAAUCGUUAAUUUGUUGGGGUGAAGCAAAUGUCAGAGAAAUUAAUUGUGUUUCUUCGACUACUACUACUACUACGACAAACACCGCGCUUAAUUCGAGCAACAUAAGUAACUACGUUAAAACUGGCGAUACGUAUAACUUGGUAAAACUAGCGUGCGAUUGGCUUACUAGUAAAUUAUACUGGACAGACCAUACUGCCAAUAGAAUCGAAGUAAUUUCUUUAAAAACCAGAUACAGAAAAAUCUUGAUACGUAGAAGUAUUGACAGAAUUCGCGAUAUCGCUGUGGAUCCACUCAGCGGACUUUUAUUCUGGUCAGAUGGUGGCGAUAGUGGAAAAAUUGAACGUUGCUCUAUGGAUGGCGAUUCGUCUACGAGAGAAGUAAUCGUGUGGAGGGAUAUUAUCUCACCGAGUGGAUUAUGGCUGGAUGUGAUUAAAAAACAGAUAUACUGGAUGGACGAAAACUUACUGAAAAUCGAAGUGGCCGAUUACAACGGUGAAAACCGAAAUGUACUGUUGAGUGAAGGUAUACAACAACCGUAUUCGGUCACUCAAAGUAUGGAUAUUCUGUACUGGACGGAUCGGCAAACUAAUGGCAUUUAUUCUUAUAAUACGACUGCCGGUGGUAACCCAACACUUGUGAUGAACUACACGCAGUAUUCUGCCACACCUGUCAGCUUGAGAAUUUUCGACCCAUCCAUACAACCCGCCAAAGCAACGCCUUGCGAUCUAAAUAACGGAGGAUGUUCCCAUUUAUGUCUACUUUCAUCCGAAUCACAAGGGUACUCUUGCGCUUGUCCAGAUGGCUUCGAAGUCAUUAAUACGACGACGUGCGCCGAUUCCAUUCAAUCGGUGAUUCUGAUAGUUCAGCGUACGAAAAUCAGCACCAUUUCUUUGGAUUCGUCAGAUUUUUACACUUACCAGAUACCACUCGAGGGGAUCAAGAAUGCCACGAAUAUCGAUUACGAUAUGGUCGAGAAACAGAUUUAUUGGACGGACAGAACACAUAAUACAAUCCAAAGAGCAGACUUGAACGGCGAUAGUCAAGAAAAUCUUGUCGUAGAUGUACAAUGCGAAGGUAUCGCUGUCGACUGGCUAUCGAAGAAUAUUUAUUUCGCCAAUUCCGCUAGAAGAAGAAUCGAAGUGCGAAAAUUGAACGCAAAAUAUAGAAAAUCCGUGAUCGUCGAUGGAAUUGAAUAUCCGAAGGCUGUGGCUGUGUCACCUCAGCAUGCAUUUUUCUGGUGGACUGACUGUGACGAAUCGUUUCCAAAAAUUGAACGUGUUAAUUUGGACGGAUCAAAUAGAUUGAUUCUAGUCAAAGACCAGAUAUCUUGCGCCAGCAGUAUAACCUUAGACCUCACCACUUCGGAGCUGUUCUGGGCUGACACCGAUUUACGCACCAUCGAAGUAGCAAACAUGCUGAAUGGCCAAAAUCGCCGCACCAUUGCUCAAGAGGAUCAAUGGCCUAUCAUUUGGGGUAUCACCAACCUAGGCGAGUACUUAUUCCAGAUCAAUUGGAACAUGAAAAAGUUGCAACAAAUCGAUAAACUGACUGGCCAAGAUAGAACUUCAAUCGUGCCAAAUUUACCCGAUGCCAUGGCCGUCAAAGCGAUCAACAUGUCGUCUAAAUUGCAGUUCACCAAUCCAUGUUACGUAAGUAAUGGCGACUGUGAUCAGUUUUGUUUCUAUCAGCCCGAUGGAAAUGUCCUAUGUGACUGUGAAAUCGACUACGAAUUGAAACCAGAUGGUAAAGGUUGCGUUAUUUCAAACGCUUUCGUUAUCAUUCAAAGUGCAGACGAACUACGUAAAAUAAGCGUUCGAAAUAGUUCAAGUACUCAAAUUGUGUCGACCUUUGAUGUAAAUUCUGUGAGUGCUUUCGAUGCCGAUGUCACCUAUUUGCAGACUACAGUUUAUUCGGCGGAUAAUCGAUUCAACGUGAUUAAUCAAACUUCUUUGAAUGGGUUGGAAACUGAAACCUUCAUCGACUUUGAUCUACACUCACCGGUUUCAAUUCAAGUCGAUCGAAUUGGAUCGAAUUUAUAUUGGAUUGAUGCGAUCAGCAAAAGAAUUGAAGUUUGUUCGCUGAAUGGUAAAUAUAGAAAAGUACUAUUCUGGAAAAAUUUAAACGAUCCGAGAAAUUUAAUCCUAUAUCAUAAGGCAGGUCUCAUGUACUGGUCUGAAUGGGAUGGUCAAACCGGUGCUAUCUUCGAAGCAGCUAUGGAUGGUUCUUCAAAACUGAGAAUUGAUGUGGAAGUGAAACAGAUCGAUGGAUUAGCAAUUGACUCAGGCCAACAUUCGUUGUAUUGGUCGCAAUCACAAGCUGAUCUUUCUAGCAUACAUAUGUAUGAUAUGAUUGGAAAACAUAUCAAAGUAAUCGUCUCUGGUACGUUAUUGAAACCUACAUCUUUAACAAUCCAUCAAAAUGAUCUAUUCUGGAUUAAUCGCAGCAAUCAAUCGAUUAUUCGUGCUAAUAAAUCGAACGGUAAUAACCCUACUCUAUUUUAUACUCAAGAGAAAGAAAUUAUUGAUUUCAGUUUGGUUGAUGGUAAUUUCACCGAUGAAAACGAAGAAUAUCCGAAUUGCAAGGAGUGUAAUCAUCUCUGUCUUAUUAAACCAGACCAUAAAAAUAAUAAGAUAGAUCAUUCCUGCGCUUGUCCUACACAUUUUGAGUUGAAAAAUGGCAGUUGUCAUCCGCCAGAAAAUUUCUUACUUAUUUCAUCCAGCAAAAAUACUCUUCACCGAUUCAUCAACGAUAACGAAGAUCCAGAUGUAUUAAUGCCAGUUGCUGGUAUGAAAGAAACCCUCGCCAUCGAAUACGAUCCGAUCACCGAAUACGUUUACUGGAUCGAUGGCAACGAUAAAGCUAUCAAAAGGAGUCACAUGACCAGACCAGUGGCCCAAAUCGAGGUAGUCUUCAGGAGUGAUCAAGGUGAUGAUGGACUAUUCAAUUUUCACGAUCUUGCCUUAGAUCCGUAUAAUCGAUUAUUGUUUUGGAGUUGUUCGUCGACUAAUUCGAUCAACGCUGUUCGUCUGGAUGAAGAAAUCUCUCACCUGGGACCUGUUUUUACCGGUGUGGAUAGAAAACCUCGCAAAAUCGCCAUUCAUGCCGAGAAAGCUUUAAUUUUUUGGACUGACGAUGGAUCUGUACCGAGCAUCGGACGUACCCAAUUAGGGGACCGGUAUAUCGAACGUAUCGAUACUGAUAAUAGAAUCGUGGACGCUAUCGCAGUUGAUACCCAAUCGAAUUUGCUCUUUUAUUCCUAUAAUCAAAUGAUAUUCUCCAGUGAUUUGUCCGGUGAUAAAAAGACUUUAAUUAUGCGAACAACCAGUUCAAAAAUUACAACUUUAGCUAUUCUCGACUCGUUUAUUUAUUAUGGAGCCGAUUACAAGGAAAUGCCUUCAACUAUAGAAAAAAUUGAGAAAGUUCCUAGUCAUAAUUCAAGCCAUGUAACCGUAUUGACUGCCCAGGUUACCGACUUGAUCAGUGUGAAAUCAUUAAGCCUCAGUGAUCUCUCAAGUCACCCUUGUGGUAAUAUAAAUCGUACCAAAUGCUCGCACUUUUGCAUACCUGUACCAGAGUUUCCUGAUAAAAUGCGUUGUUCUUGCCUACCAAAUUUCGAAUUGAACGAUGACGCGAUUUCUUGCUCAAGUCACCCCACUAUGGUACCAGGAAACGAGACCGACUUCAGAUGCGGUGUAAAAAGUGAACAAAAAAUACCAAAUUUUAAACGCUGCGAUGGAAUACUCGAUUGUGAAAAUGGUACCGAUGAAGAGAACUGUUGGAUGUGUACCGAGCAUAAAUUCAGAUGUUUGAAUAGACAGUGCGUAGAUCAGAGUGAAGUUUGCGACGGUAGAUGGGACUGUUUUGAUGGUUCGGAUGAAAAAUGCUGUUCUGAGAACCUGUUUUUGUGCGUUACGAAUGGCAAAUGUGUCUCGAAUUUGAGUUUUUGCGAUGAAACUAGAAAUUGUGAUGAUGGAUCUGAGUACGAUUGGGCAGAUUACUUCCAUAUUGUGGCGGCUUCGGUAAUGCUCUUCUUGAUAUUUCUGAUUGCCUAUGUUACAUGGAUGAGAAAACGUAAUCGCGAUAAACCGACUGGAGAACGAGCUCUGGAGGAAAUGAUGCUUCGUGCUGGAAAUAAAUACUCUACGAAAGACGCCAAUGGUCAAAAUUAUAAGACGGAAACGUCGCCUAGUUCGAAGGCGUUGAUUGAAAAGCGACGGAAGAGUUCAGAGUUCAGACAAUGUGUAAUGUCGAUGUAGUGCCUUGAUUUUGAUUUAAAGAAUAUUGAGAACAGAAUGGGCUUUCGUGUUUGCAGGGGUUGUACUAUGUUAUACCUACUUUUUUAAAAUGUUGGUCACUGAAAGUUACUUUUUCCGAUUUUUUUUCAUAAAUUGUGAUCUUUCACGAGAAAACCAACCUAGUGUCCAAAAUGUAAAUUUUACAGGAAGGGCAUUUGAAGUUUUGAGUCUAUGUAUCAGGCGAUCUAAAAUUUGUAGGUCCAUGAAACUUGCACCACUUUUGGCCCCCAUGAGUGCCAACAUAACCCGAUAUUUUUUUUUCAGAAUCAUCGCAUUCAAGGUUGCCAAGUCCAAUAAUCGAAAUUUCCCAAAAUCAAUUUUUUCGAUUUUUUUUGAAUUUUUCGCCAAAAAUGUUGCAAAAACUACCCGAGUAUGAAUUAUUAAUGAAGAAUAAGUUAUUAUUAUUAAAUUUAUCACGUUUCUUAACAAAUUUGUUCAAGGUGAAAAGAGUUGAUUUUUCCAGCUCAAGCCUUACUCAAAUGUCAAAAUAUGGCACAAAUCCUCCAAAUGUGGGUCGAUUGUUGCAAAAAUUUGCAUUUUGGCUCCCCAGAACAUACCUUUCAAGAAAAUCAAAAAAAAAAUUUCGAUGUUUACUGUGCUCUAUUUUUUUGACCUCAGAUUUAGGGUCAAGAGAAUCGUUCGCGAACGUUUCAACCCCCACGGUCGGAUUCAGCACCCUAAGUACUACUAAUAUCCACCAUAAAAAAGAUAUUGGUUUUUUGGACACUAAGCUGGUUUUCUCGAGACAGAUCACAAUUUCUUUUUUUUCAAAAUUUUAUUCGAAAUUCUAUGUAAAAAAAUCACUGUUUUUAUUUAAAUGGCAUCACUGCUUUUUCAGUGUUACAUCUUGAAUUUUGGUGGUGAUUGUUUUCCAAAAUAAUUUUUUCAUGAUUUUGCUCUGAAUUUUGAUGAUGUUUUUCGCCUGAAUUUUUGCCCAAUUUUAUCACCUUGAAUUCUCGUGAUUUUUUGAUAAGAAUUUUCCCUCGAGCUUGUGUGAUUUUAUUGCUCAAAUGGUCUGGAUUUCUCCUUAUUUCAGUUCGAUGGCAUUUUUUGAAUUUUGUGAAUUUUUUUCUUCGCUGAUUUGGUGAGUUUUCUUUUGAAUUUUUGUAGAUUUUUUCCUAUUCUGACGGGUAUGAUUUUCUGAAUUUUUGCAAGUUCUCUUUUUUUGAGUUUUUCGAUUAUUUUCUCGGAAUUUCCAUUUGUUUUCUUUUUUCAAAUUUUGGCAAAGUUUCUCCAGGUUUGACAGACUUUUUCAACUUUGAAUUUUCACGAUUCUAUAGUUUCGUUCUAAACUGUGGUCAUUUUUUUGCCUAAAUUUUGACUGUAUUUUUUCAUUCUAUCAGUUUUUUUGAGUUUUCGGCUUUAAAAAAACAAGUGAUUUUUUUGCUCUCAUUUUUGUGGAAUUAUGAUUUCUUUUCUGCCAAAAAUCAUAAUUUCCUUUAAAUUUUGAUCUUUUUUUCGAGAAGGGAGGGAAGCUUCUUGAAGAUUUGAUGAGUUUGUUUUUUUCAUUUGCACCUUUUGUGGUGGAUUUUUCUGCAUCUUGAUAUCUGUUAUUCGUUGAUUCCUCUCUUCCUUUUCCUCUUCCCUUCCAGUUACGAGGAAAAGCCCUCCGGAUGUCCUCUCUCUUUGAACAAUCUUUUUUCUCGGUUGAAUCCUCUUCAGUUUUGCUAGAAAUUUGUUGAUUUUUCUCAAAAAUUUAUCGAUUUAUUUCCGAAUUUAUACCUUAUUUCAAUUUUCGGGAGUUCUCUGUUCUGAAUUCUUAAUGAAUUUUCGAGAUUUUUAAUAAAAUUUUCUCCUAAUUUAGCCCCAAAUUUUGGUAAUUUUUUUCAUGCUUAAAUUUUUGCAAAAUUCCUUUGUUUGCAGAUUUUUUUCAAGUUUUUGAGAGUUUUUUUGAACUUUGAGACUUGAUGGUUUUAUUUAGAAUUUUUUUUGAGGAUUUCUAGAUUUUUUUCAAGUUUUAUUCUUUUUAAUUCUCAUAGAUUUUAUUUUCCAACUUUUCAACGACUUUUCCCGAAUUCUCGUGGUUUUUUUUGUGUCUGAAUUUUUGUCAAGUUUUUGCAAUUUUAUCGUUAAUUUUCGUGCGUUUUUUUUCAAUUCUUGCUAUGUUUUUUUUUUCAAAUUGUAGUGCUUUUUACCUUAAUUUUUUCGGUGGAAUUUUUCUUCUUUUAAUCGAAUUUGUAUUCUGGAAUCCUCGUGAUUUUUUCAACUUUUUAAAUUUUGACAAAACUCUGUUUUUUUGUUCAUUUUGAAUUUCGCUCUCGAGUUUUAUUCUUAGGGACUUAUAAUUUUGAUCUAUUAAGAGAAGAUCACGAGGAGCUUUUUCAGCAGUAUUUUUUGACUAUUUUUUUCUCUCCAGAUCUUGAUUUUUGCUCUGCUUCCUGUUUUGGUCAUUUUCUCUCAAUUUCAAUGAUUUUGUCAACUUUUUCCAUUUUUUUUUUGAAUCGUGUCAAUUUUUGACAGUUUUGAUGCAGGAUUUUUUUUCUUUUUGAAGCAAGGUACCUUUUUUGAUUUCGAUUUUUUAAAAUGAUUUUCACAAAUCACCACUCUUUUUUUCAAAUUUGGAUUGCAAUCUCCCCCGUCUCCCCUGCCGCUCUUUCCUGUUGAUUUUAAUACGUUUUCCGUUCUAAAGUAAAUUCUUCUUACUUAUGAAUUUUUUUUACUAAUUAUCAUUUAUUAUUUCUCAACACUCGAAUAAUUUUUUUUUCAUAAAAUCCUCGCUCGUGUCAACUUUUUUGCUGUUUUACAAUUGGUAUUUUUGUGUUUGAUUUUUUGAAAUGAUUUUGAAUAAAAGAUUAAAUUUUGUUCCUCCCUGUUUCGGUAGACUUCCCCCUGUUCUUACAAUUUUGCAAUUUUUUCAGUAGUUUAACACAUUUUUCGAUUAUGUUUCCGGAAUCCAAUAUUUUUUUCAUGAUUUCAAUUUGCGUUUUUGAUCUACAGUACAAGUAGUUUACUUUCAAAAUGUUGAUAAUUAUCUGCUUUGAGCUGUUGCUAGCUUUUUUCAAAAAUGGUUUUUAUUCGAAUUUUGAUGUUUGUUUUUUUUGAAAAAACUGCUAUCGGAAUUUUUGUUACGAUUGGUUUUCUUUCGUAAUCUGAAAUAAAAUGUAAUGUUUUGUAUGCAUUGAAGUUUUUUGGUCGCCACUUUUUUUUACCAUUUUUUUUUUUUUUUACUUUUCCCAGCUUUUUUUGGUUACUAAAGUUACAUUUCUUGAGAAAAAUUCGAGUACAAUCCCUGUGUUUGCAUUUUAAAUGCUUACCUAUAUUUUUUUUUUUUUUUUUUAAAGAAUUGCUUAUUUUUAUCAUUGUUAUUGUUAGAUAAUAAGUUCUAUGUUUUACUUUUUCCUAUAUCAUUGAUAAUUAUGUAAUUGCCAUGUUUAUCGCUUAAAACUUCCUGAUAAGUUUCAGUGCACGGUGCAUUUUAUUUUUAUUUAUGUAAGUAUAUACCUCUACCUACAAAGGCAGUAUUUGAUGUCUACUUAUUUCUAGUUUUGUGAUCGACUUUUUAUUUGUGAAAAAAACAUAUCUACUUAAGUACUUACCUAGCAUAACAUUAAGACUGAAAAUCUGUACUUACUACAUUGCAUUUAAAUUUAUUUCAGUUCACUUUUUUUCUUCUUCUUCAAGAUCCAUUUUUAAAUUAUUGGCAACUUUUAUACAUACCUUCGCAUUUUGCAGCUUACCUAUGUGAGUGUUGGACUGAUUAAAAUAUUAUCAUCAUAGACUUUGAAAAUCGCGUUUAAAAUACCUACCUACCUAUUUUAUAUUUUUAUUUUUAAAAAUUUAGUCGUUACUUUUAGAUAGUGAACAUUUUGUUUCAUCUCACAUCUUUCAUAUUUGGUGGUCAUAUUAUUGUGUAGUGUAAAACGUUCAUAUGUUAAGUUCGAGUAUGGUUCGUUAUAUUUUUAUUAUUAGGUACGUACUUAUCUAUUCAUUUCUAGUUCUGUGAUCACGUUUUUAUUCGUUGUAAAAUUAUGUAAUAUAACAUCAAGACAGAAAAAUCUGUUUUUGUUACGUUUGAAAUUGUUUUUAUAUAUUUUUUUUGUAGGGUACCUAUCUUUUUUUUGAUAGAAUUAAUUUUUGUCAAUUUUUAUACGUAAUACUUACUUUUUUCCAAUUUUGAACAUAAGUUUUGAAUAAAUAAAACUAAUCGUGUAGCAAAAAAAAGUUUUUCUUUUUCAUUUUAAUUUUUGUAACCCCAUUGCUGCUGAGAAAUUAAGGUAUUAAAACAAUUUUCUUUUUUUUUUGAAAAUAGGGAAAUUUGAGAACAAAGUUGUUGGCAGACCUUGCAGGAGUGAGUAAAAUUUUGAGACUCUGACUAAAACUACCAGUUUUGUUCUGGUGUUUAAAAUUUCAAAACUCAGAAAUUAAAAUAAUAAUUUUUUUUUUUAACAUGAAAAAAAAUUUUAUUUGAUGUGUUUUUUUACACAGAUUUUU